GGCUGGGCGCUGAGUUUCGGGCGAUACCGCGCGGCGGCCGCCGGGGGCCCGGCGCGUAGCUGGGGUCUUGGGCGUCGUGGGAGGAACUCUGCUCCCCUCUGACCUCCGUGUACCCGUGCGGUUAGGGGAAGGUCUCCUCGAGUGUCAGCUCGUCAGGAUCGUGGGUAGACGCACACCCGAGGGGACGUGCAAGCUUGCUCGCGACCGACUGAAACUCGGGAAUCGUGUGAGGCAGUGGCAGAAAUGCUGAGCUUCCUGAGAAGAACGCUUGGCCGCCGGUCUAUGCGUAAACAUGCUGAGAGGGAGCGACUCCGAGAGGCACAGCGUGCUGCCACGCACAUUCCUGCAGCUGGAGAUGCCAAGUCCAUCAUCACGUGCAGGGUGUCCCUUCUGGAUGGUACAGAUGUUAGUGUGGACUUGCCGAAAAAAGCCAAAGGACAGGAGCUGUUCGAUCAAAUUAUGUAUCACCUGGACUUGAUUGAAAGUGACUAUUUUGGUCUGAGAUUCAUGGAUUCGGCCCAAGUAGCUCAUUGGUUGGAUGGUACAAAAAGCAUCAAAAAGCAAGUAAAAAUUGGUUCACCCUAUUGUCUUCAUCUUCGGGUUAAGUUUUAUUCCUCGGAACCAAACAAUCUUCGUGAGGAGCUAACCCGGUAUUUAUUUGUUCUGCAGUUAAAACAAGAUAUUCUCAGUGGGAAAUUAGAGUGUCCCUUUGAUACAGCCGUUCAGUUGGCCGCUUAUAAUCUGCAAGCUGAGCUUGGUGACUAUGAUCUGGCUGAACAUAGUCCUGAACUUGUCUCCGAGUUCAGAUUUGUGCCCAUUCAAACCGAAGAGAUGGAGCUGGCUAUUUUUGAGAAAUGGAAGGAAUACAGAGGUCAGACACCAGCACAAGCUGAAACCAAUUAUUUGAAUAAAGCCAAAUGGCUAGAAAUGUAUGGAGUUGAUAUGCACGUGGUCAAGGCUAGAGAUGGGAAUGACUAUAGCUUGGGACUAACUCCAACAGGAGUCCUUGUUUUUGAAGGAGAAACCAAAAUCGGCUUGUUUUUCUGGCCCAAGAUAACCAGAUUGGAUUUUAAGAAAAAUAAAUUAACUCUGGUGGUUGUGGAAGAUGACGAUCAGGGUAAAGAACAAGAGCACACCUUUGUCUUUAGACUGGAUCAUCCAAAGGCCUGCAAACACUUAUGGAAAUGUGCAGUGGAGCACCACGCCUUCUUCCGUCUCCGAGGACCUGUCCAAAAGAGUUCUCAUCGAUCGGGAUUCAUUCGACUAGGAUCACGAUUUAGAUAUAGUGGAAAAACUGAAUAUCAGACCACAAAAACUAACAAAGCAAGAAGAUCGACCUCCUUUGAAAGAAGGCCUAGCAAGCGAUACUCCCGGCGGACCCUACAGAUGAAAGCAAGCACAACAAAACCUGAAGAUCUUGGUGUUCAUGAUACUUCAACCCAGAAUAAUGACUCCCAACAGGCUUGGGGUGUGAGGUCUCCUGUGCCUGUGAUCCCUUCCUCAACCUCUGGUCCUGUGCUGGUGGAGAUAGAGAAUCUUCCGCAGAAUUCUGCAGCAAACCAACACGACAGGAAAUGCUUGCCUCUGAAUGUUGAAUUGCUAAAUAGCCCAGACUUACUAGAAACAACCAUUGGUGAUGUAACAAGGACAUCAAAUACUUGGGAAACAUCCCUAGCACCAGAUGACCUUAAUGUAGCCACCAGGUCAAAUGAAUUAGAGGAACCCAAAGUGGAAUCUGAGACAUUAAAAGAUGACACAGAGAAACUUAAAGAGCUCGAAAUGGAGCGGAAUAUCUUGCCAUCUCCUCGACCUCCCAUUGACAUUAAUGUCAACAGCCAGGAAGAAGUGGUAAAGUUGACUGAGAAAUGUCUUAAUAAUGCCAUUGAGAGCCCAGGAUUGAAUGCAGUAAGGGUUCCUCCUGACUUCAAGAGCAAUAUUUUGAAGGCUCAAGUAGAAGCAGUGCAUAAGGCUUCAAGAGAAGAUAAUUUAACUCAAAAAAAUGCCAGCAUUCAGGAUGCUGCCACAAACAGCACUGUAAAUGAGGAUGUGUCCCCGUGCAGAGACUCUCCCACUCCGACGCAUGCCACAGCUGCAGACAGUGGGUCUGCACUCAAGGAUGCGACAGAUGAAUUGGAUGCCUUACUUCUUUCUCUAACUGAGAAUUUGAUGGACCACACAGUCACACCUCAGGUGUCUUCGUCAUCCAUGAUCACACCCCGGUGGAUUAUUCCAAGUGCUGCCGUCUCCAACAGGCUCACAGGGUGUGGACCGUCUGUGGCCGGGACCGAAGAGUGUGGUACUAAAGACGGAUUCUCACUCAUCUCCCCCCCAGCACCGUUCUUGGUAGAUGCUGUGACCAGCUCGGCUCCUCUGGCUGUAGACCCAGCCUUGAAGCAGAAGUCCUUGCUGACCACUGAGCUCUGAGGGCUGCUGCUCCUGCUGGAUCUUGAAUGCCCCACGCUGUCCUGUCAGCCCUGGAUCCAGCCCAGCGAGUCCUUUACUUGGAGAAAAGCUUCUCCCUGGAUUGACGUUUUCCGUCCGACUGGAAGUCUGCCCCACAUAACUGAAGAUAGCCUCCUCCUCUUCCAAUCCCCCAUCAUCAAAAUUCAUUAGCUCCCGGCAAACUCUUGGCUCCACCUAGCGGUCCCAGCUGUUUAUGGCAGCCUGUGGCAAGGCUUGCUGUCCAGAGCCUUUUCACUGCCGUUUCCUGUGACGACCCGAAAGCCUGCUGGAGAAACGAGUGGCGAGUGGCGUUCCCCGCACCGUCCUGAAGGGGAACUUGGGAAGAGAUGGAAGCACUGUAGGUGGAUCCCAGGCCAGCUCUCAGUCGCAGCACUCUAAGGACGCUGAGAGAUGGAGGCUUUGUGUCAGCCACCCUCUGCGGCCUGAGCAGUAACCAUCUUACUGCUCUGAACUUGAUUCAGAGAUGUUAGGAACUACCGAGUGAUCAUCUCCAGCCUUGUGCUCCCCAGACCCCUUUCCUAGAGGAAGGAUCCGCAUCACUCCCGUCUGUAACUUUGCAGCGGAGGAGGGAGCAGGUGUCUGGUCAGAGCCCUGAGUCCUCCACCUGCGGCCUGUGCUGUCUGUGCUGAGCCAGUGGGAAUGCAACCCUAAUUGGCUUAUAGCUGUGAAGGUCAGCGCAGCAGCCUCCAAACCAGGACCUGUUUAGACACAGCCUCCAGUUCCUUUCCGCGUACGCUGAGUGAAAAGAAAAGGGAAACGCCGAGCAGAGAUGGGGAAUGGUGGCGAGAGGGACCGGGUUCUUGAAGAAUCCACUAGGAAGCUAUGCACAGUGUAGUGAAUGAAGGCAGCCUACAUUAGGGUUUUGUAUCCGCUUUAAAGUUCUCUAGAAUUCCAUAUUCUCUGUACCCAAAGAAGUUCUGAUGUUGAAGUGGUACGUGCUCAUCACAGAAAGUAUAUGGAUAUGGACCUGAGCCAGCACAGAGAAUGACACCAAAGUAGCUCAGAUGUGUGGGCUGGAAGAUGAGGACCUCAGCUGCCAUGGGGACUGGGGAAGCCACUGGUGUUGCCCUCUCACCAAGCACCGAUGUUAUCCGGUUUCUGCCUGUCAUGUGAUGUGUGUACGGUUGAGCACUCAUUCUUCCCAGCUAAGAGAACAUCCAGCUCUGUGGUUCAGAUGCUGUGAUCUGGACUACCCUGGCUUCCCCAUUGCAUAUUAUGUGUUUAGGCAGAUGCUAGUGUCUAACUGGGAAGCUUGGGGAUUCGGCCUUACAGUUUCGAGGGGAGCUGGACAGUUAGAAAGCACUUUUGCGAAAGGAGACAGAACUGCCCUUUUUGCUGGCUGGCUCCCCUUAGCCAGUAGGCGGCUCGUGCAUUUCCCUGGCAGUAUUUUUCCAGUCCUCAGUAUUAAGACAUUCCUCACAGUGUGGGACCUAGAACCCGGGGCUUGCUCCAGGACACUGGGCUGGGUCCUGGGCGGCCUACAUAGUCUGCUGUGCUGCUAACCACACAAUGGCUAAGGCAUGGUGGCUUAGAAGUCCUACGUGUCUCAUCCUGUGUAGGCUCGAGCACUGUACCCCGUAGCAUCUGUGUCUCCAGGUACCUGAAUUCUGGCAGUCAGAGUAUUGCUAGGGACUUUGUUAGGGGUCACUUAGAUCUCCAGAGAAAAGAAAUCCUCUGUCCUAGUGUCGAGUCUUAAGUUAGAACUAACGCUUGAGCGAUGCAUUUGCCCCGACAGAUCAGACACAUGUCAGACUUGUCAGAGGGUGUUGUAUCGCGACAGACCCGGGGGCACCUGGAAGUGGUAGGUGAAGCUGUCAAGAAUGGGUAGACUGAGGCGGAGGUGACAGCUGGGUAGGAAGGGGCAGCCGCCCUUCUGUGCCCAGGGAGCAGCCAGACAAAGAGCCUGGGGUCAGUAAGAUGUGAAGUUGCAGUUAGCAGUCCUAGACUCCACCUCAGCUCUGGAAAGGAAUCUGUCUGUCCGUGUGAGUAUGUAAAUGAUCUGGAGACCAGCAGCCCUCUCCACACGGGCGGCACUCCCGGUUGUCUCUCCUGAUCCUCAGGAGGUUGCUGGACAGAGCCAGGAGCAGACUCCUUCGCGUCUUACAUUGCUUUGAGAAAAAUUCUUGUGGAAAUGUUCUUUCCGUGUCCUGCUGACGGACGGUGGGCACUUCCUUUGCACAGGCUCAGGCGCCCUGGGUGUGUCUGCUCAUGAGACCUCUGAGCUCUUUCUAGGAUCUACUGCUUGCUCUUCCUCCCAUUUCUGGCUAAAACUUGGACCUCUCUUCUCUUCACUGAGCCCCAGGAAGUCUUGCUGUCGUUUGCAAGAUUGUGUAGUCGCUCAACUGAUGAAGAACUUGGAGUUUUUUGUUUGUUUUAUGCUUUGGGUGUUUUUUGCUUUAUGCUUUUUUUUUUUUUGGCUUUUUUUUUUUUUUUAGACAGGGUUUCUCUGUGUAGCUCUGGCUGUCUGAACCCCCUCCAUAGACCAGGCUAGUCUGGAACUCAGAAAUCUGCCUGCCUCAGCCUCCCAAAUGCUGGGAUUAAGGGGAUGCUCCACCGCCACCCGGCAACUUGGCUGUUUUCUAAGCAAAGGUUUUAAGGAACAAAAUCCUUGUCUUCUCAUUUAGCAAGUAUCAUUUACUCAUUUGUUGUUUUACUUUGUUCUGCUGUUUUGAGACAGAGUCUCGGUGUGUAGCCCAGGGUGGUCUUAAACUCACAGGACUUCUCCUGUCUCACUUUCCAAGUACAGAAAUCUCAGACAUGAACUGCCAGACCUAGUGUAUGUUGUACUGACAAGGUUUUGGUUGGUUGGUUUUGGGUUUUGAGUUGCUAGGGACCAGAACCAGGACGUUGGACUGAGAGUGGCAGCACCUGCAGGAACCCCAGCACUCAGCAGGCAGAGGCGGGUGGAUCUCUGUGAGCUGCAGGCAGACCAAGGCCUGAGGCCCUUGUCUCACUCUGCCCCUGAUCCAGAGCUGGAGACCACAAACAGUUCACCACUGUGCUGCUGCUGCCCAGCACCGCCAGGGCCAGUGCCCGGGAGCAUAGCUGUGCCCACUAAAGCUUGUUUAUAACCAAGCUCCAAGCCAGUGCUUCUCAACCUGUGGGUCACCACCCCUUUGGGGGCCACAUAUCCGAUAUCCUACAUAUCAGAUACUGACAUUGUGAUUCAUAACAGUAGCAAACAUACAGUUAUGAAGUAGCAACUAAAUGAUUUUGUAGCUGGGGUCACUGUAACAGGAAGGGUCACAGCAUUAGGAAGGUUGGGAUCCGCCGCAAGUGCUGCUCCCCGGCUCUGAGAGCAGUGGAGUGUUGCUUGUCCGUGACGCUGCAAGGUGAGACCAGGUCUCAGCCGUGAGUCUCGGUGCGUUCCUGUUAAUCCAUCUCGGCCAUGGAGUUGACUGAACUCGGAUACACCUGUGUAAUAAAGAAUUCAUGUUUAUAGAUCAUUUGUACUUUUUACUGAAAAAAAAAUACCUGAGUUUGUGGGCAGUCAGGAUGGACUUUCUGGAAACAUCCCUGUGCUGCCAGGAUCGGGGAGCUCGGUUUGCGCUGGGGGAACUUGUCCUGAGCUGAGUUCUCUGUGGUUCAGAAGUUCUUGCUGGAGACUUGCUGGUGGGGCUGUAGUCCUUCCUCUCAUUGCAUUGUAGGGGGUGAUACCCGCUAAUUCUCAGGAUUUCUUCUUAUCAGAGAAGUGUGUGUGAGAGAGUCUGUGUGAGUGUGUGUGUGUGUGAGUCUGUGUGUGUCUGUAUAUAUGUGUGUGUGAGAGUCUGUGUUAUGUUGUGAGUGUGUAUGUGUUUGAGAGAGUCUGUAUUGUGUGUGUGUAUGUAUGUGAGAGAGAGUCUGUGUUAUGUUGUGAGUGUGUGUGUGAGGGAGUGUGAGUGUGUGUGAGAGAGAGUCUGUGUUAUGUUGUGAGUGUGUGUGUGAGAGAGUCUGUUAUAUUGUGAGUGUGUGUGUGAGAGUCUGUGUUAUGUUGUGUGUGUGUGAGAGAGUCUGUGUUAUGUUGUGUGUGUGAGAGAGUCUGUGUUAUAUUGUGUGUGUGAGAGAGAGAGUCUGUGUUAUGUUGUGAGUGUGUGUGUGAGAGAGAGUCUGUGUUAUGUUGUGAGUGUGUGUGUGUGAGAGAGUCUGUGUUAUAUUGUGUGUGUGAGAGAGAGUCUGUGUUAUGUUGUGAGUGUGUGUGUGUGUGUGAGUCUGUGUGAGAGAGAGUGAGUGUGUGUGUGAGUGUGUCUUUUCAUGGAGCCCUUUGCUCUCCUAGUUUUCACAUCUGGAUACAGUAGAUGGUUAUAAGAACUCUCACCAACUAUUUUGUGUUUACUUUUCUACAUGGUAAGCUCUGCAGUAGCUUUGAAACUGUAAUUUAUUUUUGUACGAGGUACACUAUAUUCAGUGAAUCCCCAUUGUAUAUGGCUUGUGUUAGAAGCACUACCCUGAACUGUGAGUAGUCUGUACACUGAACACGAUCUCUAGACAUGACCCAUUCAAAUAAA
This is a messenger RNA of Chionomys nivalis (European snow vole), 6947 nucleotides long. RefSeq names its product erythrocyte membrane protein band 4.1 like 5 (gene Epb41l5). The record is from RefSeq and is a predicted model, not a curated record. Gene Ontology annotation, molecular function: cytoskeletal protein binding. Lineage: Eukaryota; Metazoa; Chordata; Mammalia; Rodentia; Cricetidae. Bases 244 to 2424 code for a protein of 726 amino acids. Gene Ontology annotation, cellular component: cytoskeleton. The transcript is spliced from 25 exons.